Fonsecaea multimorphosa CBS 102226 is the source of this 687-nucleotide messenger RNA. RefSeq lists its product as uncharacterized. The transcript has 2 exons. The coding region runs from base 1 to 687 and encodes 228 amino acids. NCBI's taxonomy places the organism in Eukaryota, Fungi, Ascomycota, Eurotiomycetes, Chaetothyriales, Herpotrichiellaceae. The record is from RefSeq and is a predicted model, not a curated record. Gene Ontology annotation, cellular component: mitotic spindle; DASH complex. Gene Ontology annotation, biological process: mitotic cell cycle.
AUGGAUCACGACUCUCCUGGCUUGCCCGACGAUGAUUCUAGUCUCUGGCAGGCACCUGCAGAACAAGAAGGCCCCAGCAAACAAGCCAAUGCAGCAAAGCACACAUACCAGGAACAACAAGCAUAUGAGGAAUGCCUGCGUCAAGAACUACAGAGCGUGCGGCAGGUUAACGGGGCCAUUGAAGGUGUUAUCCAGAGCCUCCACAAGGCCAAAAGCAAUAUGGGAACCGUGAACAACACUGUCUCAGCUGCUUCAAGCCUGUUAAAUACAUGGACAAAAAUCUUGUCUCAGACAGAACACAAUCAGCGCCUUAUACUCGACCCCUCAUGGCAAGGCGCCAGUCAGGACAUCGAAGAUAUCGAAGAGGAAGCCCUGGAGAAACAGCGUGCUGCCGAUCGACGAGAAGCCGAAGAGGAGGAGAGGAAGAGAGUAGCAGCAAAGCAGGCGCAAGAGGAAGAGAGGCGCAAACUAGAGACGGCCACCAAACCCACAAGAGGGACUUCGCGAGGUACUGGAAGGAUGGGCGCAGCUGGAAGAGGCUCCGCUGCAAGCACACAAUCCUCAUCUUACGUGCAGGUAGGCGGGGCUAAUACCAGCGGUAUAAAGCGAGGGACAUAUUCCAGCAGAAGAACCAACUCAGGACUUGGGCGAGGGACUACUGGCAGAGCCUCAAGAGGCCGUGGUUGA